UGGGCUUUUUAAUUUCUCCGGGGGAAUGAGUGACGGUGGACAGAGACCUUUGGCGGCGCCUUCCGUAAGUUGCCUAGCCUGGCGAAGCUGGGAGCGGAGACCGUGGACUCGGCCCUACCUCUGCUUCCGAUUGGGAGGCAAAUAACGGAGGCGCCGCGUCUCCUUUAAUCGCGGUGGGCGGGUCGCCGGGACGCGACUCGCGUUGCUAUUGGCGGCGGUUAGGGGCGCGGAAACUAAACGCGCUGCAACGGUAGCCUCUGCCUCCUCCGGCUGCUCCGGCGCCUCGGGCGCCCCGGGCCCUGCCAUGGCCUCGCCCUACCCGGAGGACCCCUCGCUGGAGAGGCAUUUUAAGGGCCACCGAGAUGCAGUUACCUGUGUGGACUUCAGUCUCAACAUGAAGCACCUGGCCAGCGGCUCCAUGGACUCUUGCCUCAUGGUCUGGCACAUGAAGCCCCAGUCACGUGCCUACCGCUUUGCUGGCCACAAGGAUGCCGUCACCUGUGUGAACUUCUCCCCUUCGGGACACCUGCUUGCUUCAGGCUCCCGCGACAAGACUGUCCGAAUCUGGGUACCCAAUGUAAAAGGCGAGUCAACUGUGUUUCGUGCACACACGGCCACAGUGAGGAGCGUCCAUUUCUGCAGCGAUGGCCAGUCCCUCGUGACAGCCUCUGACGACAAGACAGUCAAGGUGUGGUCGACUCAUCGCCAGAAAUUCCUGUUCUCCCUGAGCCAACACAUCAACUGGGUCCGCUGUGCCAGGUUCUCCCCCGACGGGCGACUCAUCGUGUCUGCCAGUGAUGACAAGACUGUCAAGCUGUGGGACCAGACCAGCCGGGAGUGUGUGCAUUCGUACUGCGAGCACGGCGGCUUCGUCACCUACGUGGACUUCCACCCCAGCGGCACGUGCAUUGCUGCCGCCGGCAUGGACAACACAGUGAAGGUGUGGGACGUGCGGACUCACCGGCUCUUGCAGCAUUAUCAGCUGCACAGCGCAGCGGUGAACGCCCUCUCCUUUCACCCGUCGGGAAACUACCUGGUCACAGCCUCCAGUGACUCGACCCUGAAGAUCCUGGACCUCAUGGAGGGCCGGCUGCUCUACACGCUCCAUGGGCAUCAGGGUGCAGCCACCACUGUUGCCUUUUCAAGAACGGGGGAGUAUUUUGCUUCUGGAGGUUCUGAUGAACAGGUGAUGGUUUGGAGGAGUAACUUUGAUGUUGUGGAUUAUGGAGAAGUCACGAAAGUGCAGAGGCCCCCAGCCACGCUGGCCAGCUCCUCGGGGAAUGAGCCAGAGGUGGAUUUCCCCGUCCCAGCAGACAGAGACAGGACUCAGGAGUCAGUGCGGAGCCGGCCCCAGGAGCCCAUAAGCGUGCCCCAGACACUGACCAGCACGCUGGAGCACAUCGUGAGCCAGCUGGACGUCCUUACCCAGACAGUCUCCAUCCUGGAGCAGCGGUUGACACUGACAGAAGACAAGUUAAAGCAGUGCCUGGAGAACCAGCAGCUAAUCAUGCAGAGAACCGCGCCGUGAUCGGGGAGCAAGAAUCGGGAGCUCAGUCGGUUUUGGGGGGAUAGCAAGCCAGGGGUUUGUACUGUGGGACUCAGGUAAAUAAAUAAAAGGGAUUCCGCUCUGGGGGAAUCCCAUCCAUCCCCGAGCCCAGGGGUUAUGCUCCCUGCCCCCACCCUGCUGUGCGCACCUAGAGGGGCUCGGCCCAACGUGGGGGCCUGGUCGUCAGGCCCACACAUGCAAAGUGGGCCACGUUUAGUUUCGUGUGAAGGAGCCACUUGAAAAUGUUUGCUGCCUCGGAGUCCUAAGGAUCCCUGAGAUCACAGCGUCCCCCCUACCCCCGGAGGAGGUAGCCCCAAGCCACCUUGCUGGGGUCUGUCCUCCUUUGUGCCACGUGACUGCUUUCCCAGCCACCAUAGCCUAGGGACUGCUCCUAGAUGGAUGAGACAGGAGUUUCGCUAAAUCUGACAGAAGCCAUGGUGUGGGCCCAUUUGAGCCAGGUUCACCCAGGAACAUGCACUCUGGCUUUGCAGGGGUCUGGAUUCUGCUCCCCACAGGGCCUGGUGGCUUCCUCUGCGUGUGCGAAGGCAAAGGAGUCAGACAAUUAAA
Molecule: messenger RNA, 2113 nt
Organism: Rhinolophus ferrumequinum (greater horseshoe bat)
Lineage: Eukaryota; Metazoa; Chordata; Mammalia; Chiroptera; Rhinolophidae
Gene: POC1A
Product: POC1 centriolar protein A
Exons: 11
Coding region: 305-1528 (407 amino acids)
Biological process (GO): cilium assembly
Cellular component (GO): ciliary basal body; centriole
Molecular function (GO): protein binding
Source: RefSeq, a predicted model, not a curated record